AGUUUACACAGAAACGCCCCCAGCAGCCCUGCUCAGGUAAACUAGCAGAUGUAAGCUGCAACAAUGGCGGGUCUGGAGGGAAGAUUGCGUUUUCUAAGUGGAAGUACAGACACUACUUUAUUCUCCUUGAGCAGCCCAGAAGCGGGAGUGUUGAUAAAGCUGUAAGAGAGCUGCAGCAGCAGCAGUUGAUGAACUCUGGAAAGAAGUCCAGCAGCUUGAGGAACAUCUGGUCAAAGAAACUGGAGGGAAGCAGGAGCUCAAACAGCAGCAGGACGCAGCAGAGGAAGAGACACCAGAUGAUGUUUUCCAGCCCAGAGUUCUGCUGCACAGAUUAGAUUUUAAAGAAGAGGCUCCUGAAGAACAGAGUCCUGAUAUGGACCAACAGGAGCUGGAGCUCCUCCACAUAAAGGAGGAAAGUGAAAGAAUCUGGGCCAGCCAGGAUGGAGAGCAACUGAAUGUGAAGGAGGAGACUGAUGAUACCAGGUUUCCAGUAACUGUUGUUCAUAUGACGAGUGAAGAGGAUGAAGAGAAACCUCUGUUCUCUCAGCUUCAUCAACACCAGACAGACGACAGAGAUCUUCCAAGCAGCAGCUCAACUGACCAGAUAAAAGCAGAAAUUAAAGUAGAGGACUGUGGAACAUCAGAAACCAGCAUAAACCCAGAUCUAAAUACUCAUGGAGGCUUUUCCAACUAUUCACUGACUAAAGACAGUGAAGAUGAUGAAGAGGAUGUGAAGCAUCAUGAAUCUGAGCUUAAACACUUGUCAGACUCUGAAACUGAAGACAGUGAGGAUGAUGUGAAGUAUCAUAAAUCUGAGCUUAAACACUUAUCAGACUCUGAAACUGAAGACAGUGAGGAGGAUUGGAAGGAGAGCAGGACUCCAGGGUCAGGCAGAAACACUGUCAACAAAUCUUUGAGCUGCUCUGAGUGUGGAGGAAAAUUUGCUAACAGACGCUCUCUUCAGAGUCACAUGACAUGUCAUCCAAGAUUAACGUCUUCAGAUUGUUCCGGUAAUGAGACUUGUUUCAGAGAAAAGAAAAUUAUAGAUUCAGUGACAAAUGUCCAGAAAGGUAGUAAAACGUUUAAUUGUGGUGAGUGUGGUCAAGGUUUUACCAGGAAAUAUAAUUUAAAACAACACACAAAAGUCCAUACUGGGGAGAAACCCUUUAGUUGUGAUGCAUGUGGAAAAAGAUUUGCCUACAAGUCAAAUUUAAACAUACACAUGAGAAUUCACAAAGGAGACAAAGCCUUUGGUUGUGAUGCAUGUGGAAAAAGAUUUGUGCAGAAGCAAAAGUCAUCGGACCAGGAUGGGAGCGGGAGUCAUGAAGGUCAAAAAACAGGCAAAAGUCAUAACACAGGGAGCCAGCUGGGGGAUGUUUACGACUCUGUCUACGGAGGCCAGGAGACGGCACCGAAAAGUCACGGCGACCGUGUAACUCAAUGA
This is a messenger RNA of Girardinichthys multiradiatus, 1444 nucleotides long. Its product is annotated as gastrula zinc finger protein xFG20-1-like. Lineage: Eukaryota; Metazoa; Chordata; Actinopteri; Cyprinodontiformes; Goodeidae. Gene Ontology annotation, biological process: regulation of transcription by RNA polymerase II. The transcript is spliced from 4 exons. The record is from RefSeq and is a predicted model, not a curated record. Gene Ontology annotation, molecular function: DNA-binding transcription factor activity; RNA polymerase II cis-regulatory region sequence-specific DNA binding. Bases 374 to 1444 code for a protein of 356 amino acids.